UCUCUCUGUCGUUCUGCUGCUCUCCCGCCCCUGUCUCUCAGCAUCCACUGCGCUGCUGAGGAGCGGUCUCGCUCUUGCUGGAUGCUAGAGCUGCUGAAUUUGGGAGAUACCGGCGGCCCUCAGAAGGGAGACAGCACCAAGGAGAGAGCAGCCGGGAGGCGUCAACACGCCGACUGCGGUGCUGCAGGAGGAUCCAGCUCAUUGUGAACCUGCGGUGGCGAACACGGGCCCUGGAGGCGCCGUCUCCCCCCACAAUGGCUUGCAGGGGAGGGGGCUGCAGAGCCGCUGUCCGGCCGCAGUGAGGCGGCGCCCGCAGCCAUCGAGCCUGGAGCCUGUAGAUACCCCGCCCUGGUGGUGGGGGUGGGAGGGCUGACUCAGCACGUGACCGCAGACCCCCUUUCCCGGACCCUGCACCUGGUAGGAGGAGGAGCGCUCGGAAUCAACGGCUCGGAGCGCAGUGUGGAACUGUGCAAGAAAGGAGUCCUGUUCCCGCAGGGAUUUACAGCCUGAGUCCCCGGACUGGCGCCGCCUGCUGCCCGCCCGUUGCCACCUUGUCCUUGGAGUCGCGUCGCUCUUCUGAGCAAAACUGCAUGAGCAACACCUCCUUGCUCUCCACCCAUCUGCUGUGUCUCUGUGUAGCUGUGUGUGUGUGUGUGUGUGUGUGUGUGUGUGCGUGUGCGCGUGCGUGUGCGCGUGCGCGUGCGUGUCUCUUCAUGGAUGUGUGCGUGUCUGAGCUGCUGGUUCUCAGUAUUCCUUGGUAUGUGUGUCUAUCAGCCUGUGUUUUUGUGUCCAUGCAUCUGCGCAUCUCUAAGUGUGUGUGUUUGCACACCCUUAAAAAUGUCUGCAUGAGUGUGUGUGUCUCUGAAAAGCUGCAUUCGAGUGUGACUCUGUUUGCCUGCACAUCUCCCUAAGGCUGUGUGUGUGUGUUUCUUUGAGAUGCCCACUGGUGCCCACCGCCCACCUGCCUUGCGCUCUUCAUGCCCGCCUGGCUCCUGGCCCCGGGUUUAACCCUUACCGAGGCAGGAUGAGUGACAGCUCCGGACCACCCAUGCCAGGGGCUUUGAUUCUGGAGGAACGGGAUGUGGGCGGGGCUGGAGGCGGGGCUGGGCGGGAGCAGGCCUCGCCCCCAGAGGCGGGGUCGCCACGCUGUGGGGGCUGUGCCAUGUGGACUCGGCAACAGACGUGGCUGUGCGUGGUGCCGCUUCUUAUUGGCCUCGUGGGGUUGGGCCUCAGCCUCAUGCUGCUGCAGUGGAUCCUCGUAGGCUCCGUGCCGGACUAUGUGCCCACUGACCUGGUGGACGCCAAGGGCAUCGGCCAGGACCCCAUCUUUCUCUCCAAACCCAGCGCCUUCCCCAAGGGGCCGGCCUCCACUGCCGCCACUGUGCUUGCCACAGCACCUGACGCUGGCUCCACUGCAGCUGUCACCACAGCAGCGGGUAGAACUCGAGCUGGGACGCGGUCUGGCCCGACAACAAGUAGCCAGGUGCCACACCUUCACAACCGCAUUAGUACCCGAAUCACGGCUGGCAGCACUACCACCCGUGCCCCCAGGGUGGUCACCCCCCGCAGCACAGUGCGACGGCUGGGGGGUGCUGCCCGCGGCGGAUUACCACCCUCCACCAACAGGGCAGCACCAUCCUCCGCACCCUCUCCCUCCGGCCACCCAGUCCUGCACGACUCCACACAGACGCAGAGCCAUGAGCACGUGCCAAAGGGCCCACCAGGGACGCCGGGUCGCCUGCACCCCCAUGCUAAGACAUUGACGCCAACGUCACCGCCUCUGCGCUCCGAGCACUUCAAGCCGUGCAGAGACAAGGACCUGGCCUACUGCCUCAACGAGGGCGAGUGCUUCAUCGUGGAGACGCUCACGGGAUCCCACAAGCACUGCAGGUGUAAGGAGGGCUACCAGGGUGUUCGCUGUGACCAGUUCCUGCCCAAGACGGACUCCAUUCUCUCGGACCCAAAAGAUAACCUGGGUAUCGAGUUCAUGGAGAGUAAAGAAACAUACAAGCGGCAAGUGCUGUCAAUCUCCUGCAUCGCUGUCGGAAUCAGCCUUCUGGGCACGUUCUGCAUGGCUCUCUACUGCCGGAACAAGAGACGUGGCGAGAAGUUCCAGGUCCAUCUAAAGGAGUGCCGCAGCCUGAAGAGCUACAGUGCCUCGGGCCUCGUGACCAAAUCGAGCCUGAGGUCUCCGUGCGGCCUGCAGGUGCAAAGCUGCGGCAAAGGCAACGGGUCUUCCCCUCCACAAGGGGGCAGCGUUCGCAAACCAGGCAUGUCACCUAGCGGCAGCUUCCCUCCCCUGCAUCCCAAAACCCCGUCCCCUGGGAAGUACCACAGUCCCACCCAGAGAACCAGGAGCACCCUCGGGCGAACGUCCCCUCGCAGGACCCCGCCGGGUCGCAAGGGGAGGCUGAACCCCAUCGUUGGCUGCAGAGACUCUGGUCCCACCUACAAACAUCUGCAGGAGGUGCAGUCGGAGAGGGAGGCGGAGCCUUUAGGCGGAUGUUCUUCUCUGAUGGAAGCCAGAGACCAUAUGGAGGACAUCUCAUUAAAUAUGCAAGUUCCUGCCUCCGCUACGGUGGUGGGCAGUGACCCGGAAGGCGCUGCCUCCUUGCCAUUAUUCCGCAACUACUCCAUUCCCAUAAUUCCCUCUGUCCAGGGACACAGUGAGACUUGUGAGCCCGCAGCCGGCCUGGAUGGAGGCAACUGUUGUUCAGUGCCAUACAGGUCACAGGGAGCCAGAGCCUAA
This is a messenger RNA of Scleropages formosus (Asian bonytongue), 2749 nucleotides long. RefSeq names its product neuregulin 3b (gene nrg3b). NCBI's taxonomy places the organism in Eukaryota, Metazoa, Chordata, Actinopteri, Osteoglossiformes, Osteoglossidae. The transcript is spliced from 10 exons. The record is from RefSeq and is a predicted model, not a curated record. Gene Ontology annotation, molecular function: chemorepellent activity. The coding region runs from base 1025 to 2749 and encodes 574 amino acids. Gene Ontology annotation, biological process: animal organ development; intracellular signal transduction; nervous system development.